Molecule: messenger RNA, 1437 nt
Organism: Lactuca virosa
Lineage: Eukaryota; Viridiplantae; Streptophyta; Magnoliopsida; Asterales; Asteraceae
Source: the annotation of a GenBank genome assembly
AUGGAAGGAGUAUUGCCGUUGAUUGAAAGAGAUGAUAAUGAUAAUCGUAGAUUAACAUGGAGCGUAUUUGGGGAGGAGGCUAAGAAAUUCGGAUACAUAGCAGCGCCAAUGGUGGCGGUGACUCUUUCACAGUAUUUGUUGCAGGUUAUCUCCGUCAUGAUGGUCGGCCACCUCGGUGAGCUUGCUCUUUCUAGCGCCGCCAUUGCCAUCUCCAUUUCUAGCGUCACCGGUUUCAGCUUAAUCAUGGGGAUGUCAAGUGCACUGGAAACAUUAUGUGGACAAGCUUACGGAGCUCAACAAUACAAAAAAUUCGGAACUCAAACUUACACUGCCAUUUUCUCUCUUUUAAUCGUUUGCAUUCCUCUCUCCAUCAUCUGGAAAAAUACAGGAGCUAUUCUCCUUCUUAUUGGCCAAAACCCUUCAAUCUCACAUGAAGCUGGAAAAUUCAUAACUUGGCUCAUUCCUGCAAUCUUUGCCUAUGCAGUACUACAACCACUCGUUCGUUAUUUCCAAAUGCAAAGCAUGCUAUGGCCUAUGCUCAUUAGCUCAACUGUUGCUCUACUUUUACACAUUCCUCUUUGUUAUGCCCUUGUAUACAAGACCACAUUAGCAAACAUUGGGGGAGCAGUUUCCAUGGGUAUUACAAUGUGGCUAAAUGCAAUCUUUCUUUUCUUUUACAUGAAAUAUUCUCCCUCAUGUGGAAAAACACGCGCCCCUAUAUCGAUCGAGGUCGUCCAUGGGAUGAAACAGUUCUUUAGCUAUGCUAUCCCUUCCGCUGUCAUGAUUUGUCUUGAAUGGUGGUCAUAUGAAAUUCUAAUACUGUUAUCCGGUCUUCUCCCAAAUCCGGAGCUUGAAACUUCUGUUCUUUCUGUAUGUCUCAAUACUAUUGCGACACUUUACGCCAUAGCAUUCGGAUUCGGGGCUGGAAUCAGCACAAGGGUAUCGAAUGAGCUAGGAGCUGGAAACCCACAUGGCGCCCGUACGGCAGUCUAUGUUGUCCUUAUCCUCGCCAUCAUCGAAACAAGUGUCAUUAGCACAAGUGUUUUUGUGAGUAGGCGUGUUUUCGGGUAUAUUUUCACAAACGAAAAGGAAGUUGUUGACUAUGUUACAAAAAUGGCCCCUCUUCUUUGCUUAAACAUCAUCAUGGACAGUCUACAAGGAACCCUUUCAGGCGUUGCGAGGGGUGUUGGGUGGCAACAUCUUGGGGCUUAUAUCAAUCUUGCUGCUUUUUAUCUUGCUGGGAUUCCGGUUGCUGCUUUCUUGGGAUUCUACACAUCAUUACGAGGAAUUGGUCUAUGGAUUGGAAUCCUUGUGGGUGCUGUAAUACAACUUAUUUUACUCACCACUGUAACCAUUUCCACAAAUUACGAAAAACAGGCUACAAAGGUGAGGGAGAGGUUAUUUAAUGAGGAAUCGUCUGUGGAGAGGCUAAUGUGA